AUGGAAGAUGAACUAUACGGAAUUAUUUCGUGCAUUCUUAAAGAACUUUCGAUGAAAUCAGAAAAUAACGCCCCCAAGCAAAAAAUAAGAGAAUUUAUCCAGGAAACUGCUGCAGAGAUAUUGAGAUCGUCAAGUUUUGAGACUAUUAAAGAAGUGUUUAGAGUAGUAGCUGAUAUGGCAGGCGGAGAAGAAAACAAUGAUAAAGAGCUUCUUGGAAUUUUUUCACAACUUGCUGCUAUAAUUAUGAAAAACGAAUUAUCUUCAAGAAUAUUUGAGUUUGAAAGAUUCAGAAAAAAAGCCCUAAGACUUGACCUUACUUAA
Blepharisma stoltei is the source of this 321-nucleotide messenger RNA. The record is from the annotation of a GenBank genome assembly. Lineage: Eukaryota; Ciliophora; Heterotrichea; Heterotrichida; Blepharismidae.